CGUCUCUAGUCUGCUCGCUGUGUUGUACAUCAUACGCCUUUCGCACGCGAUGCCCUCCUCCUACCGUCAUCCGACAUUGACACUGUGUCUUCCAUGUCGGCAGGUCUCUAUGUUACUAUUUCGGCGCUGCUAUUACCUCGGCUCAUAGUCGUCGGUCUCGCGCUGACGCUGUAUUCUGUGUGGAUUGGUCUAUUUGGUUCUCUCUCGACUGGGUCGGUCCGCGAGGAUCCCCAGUCCGAUACUGCGGACCAGGUCGAAGGCAUGCAAGCCUCCCCAAUCUCAGUGAGCGCGCGCAAAACUUGGGUUGCAGGCCUUGCCUCCUCAUUUUUAUGCUGCCUUGCCGCGUGGGUUGUAGGUGCCUCUCGCCAUUCGUGACCCUCCCUAUCCUCCGAACCUGACCCUCCAACAAUUCCUCAAUUUCGGCUCCAUCUUUCUGGCUGUAGGUGUAUGUCUCCC
This is a messenger RNA of Dacryopinax primogenitus, 456 nucleotides long. RefSeq lists its product as uncharacterized. The transcript has a single exon. NCBI's taxonomy places the organism in Eukaryota, Fungi, Basidiomycota, Dacrymycetes, Dacrymycetales, Dacrymycetaceae. The record is from RefSeq and is a predicted model, not a curated record. The coding region runs from base 94 to 375 and encodes 93 amino acids.